AUGCCAGCUUCCAACAGCAGUGAGCCCGGGCUCCCGGCCGCCCUCCGCCUGACGGGGGUCCCAGGGCUGGAGUGGGCCCACCCCUGGAUCGCCCUCCCCUUCUGUGCUUUGUAUCUGGUGGCGCUGGCUGGGAACGCCGCCCUCGUCCUGGUCAUAGUGACGGACAGGGCCCUGCACGCCCCCAUGUACCUCUUCCUUUGCCUUCUCUCGCUCACCGACGUGGCUCUCAGCUCCACCACUGUGCCCAAGACGCUGGCCAUUCUGUGGCUGCAAGCGGGCGAGAUGUCCUCUGCUGGGUGCCUGGCCCAGAUGUUCUGUGUCCAUUCUAUCUACGCUCUCGAGUCCUCGGUGCUUCUCGCCAUGGCCUUUGACCGCUAUGUGGCUGUCUGCCACCCACUGAGAUACACGACCAUUCUCAACCACGCCGUCAUAGGCAGAAUUGGCCUUUUGGGGAUAUGCCGGAGUGUGGCCAUCGUCUCCCCUUUCAUCCUCUUGCUGAGGCGACUGCCAUACUGUGGUCACCGUGUCAUGGCACACACCUACUGUGAGCACAUGGGCAUUGCUCGACUGGCCUGUGCCGACAUCACUGUCAAUAUUGUCUAUGGGCUGACUGUGGCUCUUCUGGCCAUGGGUCUGGAUUCCAUCCUCAUUGCCGUCUCCUAUGGCUUCAUCCUCCGUGCUGUCUUCUGCCUUCCAUCCCGUGAUGCCCAGCACAAGGCUCUGAGUACCUGUGGCUCCCACCUGGGGGUCAUCGCGGCCUUCUACGUGCCUGCCUUCUUCUCCUUCCUCACCCAUCGCUUUGGCCAACACCGGGUCCCCAGGCAUGUGCACAUCCUUCUGGCUAAUCUCUAUGUGCUGGUCCCUCCUGUGCUCAACCCCAUCAUCUAUGGGGCCAGGACCACGGAGAUUCGGAGUCGACUUCCAAGAUUGCUUCACUUGGGGAAAAUUUUGGUAUGA
Phacochoerus africanus (Common warthog) is the source of this 957-nucleotide messenger RNA. RefSeq names its product olfactory receptor 52D1. Gene Ontology annotation, biological process: G protein-coupled receptor signaling pathway. The coding region runs from base 1 to 957 and encodes 318 amino acids. Lineage: Eukaryota; Metazoa; Chordata; Mammalia; Artiodactyla; Suidae. The record is from RefSeq and is a predicted model, not a curated record. Gene Ontology annotation, molecular function: olfactory receptor activity; G protein-coupled receptor activity. Gene Ontology annotation, cellular component: membrane. The transcript has a single exon.